AUGUCAGACGCUAACUUGCCGGAGAAGCAGGAAAGUACCACUGAAAAAAGUGCGGAGCCUCUGGUUCCUGAGCCAAAGGAGAUACAGAAUGGUGAAAAUGCAGAUAAGAGCUCAGUAAUCGAGCCAGAAAAGGAUUUAAAAAGGCAUGGAACGUUCAGAAAGUUGACAGACGAAGAAUUGGGGGGACAUGUGAUGGAUUCCGUAACUAGUAGAUCUAUCGAUAAAGAAGACAGCUCUAAUCAUGAAGAAUUAAAAGCUAAUGAACAAAUUGCAAAGGAAACAAAUUCCGAAGAAACGGGGGCUACGGAAGCUGCUGAAAUAACAUUUAAAGAAAAAGGCACGGAGGCAGAAGUUAAUAAAGUGGAUAGUAUAUCGUUGACUGCAGAAACUAAGGAGAAAAAUGCAAGCUCUUCAUCAUUUGGGAAAAUACGCAAAUGGUUUUCGUUUGGUAGAAAGGAAGCCGAGGACAGAGACAUUUUAAGGCAAUUAGAAGAGGACGAAAACUUUAAUCUUGCAUUGUCAAGAUAUCUGGAGAAUAGUGCAGCCUUGAAGUCGCAAUCUGAAAAGGAUCAAGAAGCUGUUGAUACAUGUGCUAAAAACCUUAGGAAGACGUUUAACGAGAUAAAAACAGGUAUCGAAAUAAGUCACGAUAAAAUGUUGCUCAAGGGCAUUGAUUGGGAAUUCUGGUCCGAUGUUGUUAAUGAUUAUAGUGCUGUGGUUAAUGAUAAACCUCAGCAAUUGCUUGAUCAUGUUUCGCAGGGUAUUCCGAAGGAGCUUCGAGGAAUGGUGUGGCAACUAAUUUGCAACUCGAAAUCGUUGCAAUUGGAGGAAUUCUAUCGUGAUGGAAAGAAUAAAACCAGCAACUAUGAGAAGUCGAUUAAAAGAGACUUGGUCAGAACUAGUUUUGUUACCAAUAGUGAAGUGCGGUCUAAAAUACAAGAUCUUUAUGAAAUAAUAAAAUGUUACAGCCUUUAUGAUGAGGAGGUUGGAUAUACGCAGGGUAUGGCAUUUUUGACAGUUCCCUUGUUGAUGAAUAUGGAGGCAAGCGAAGCUUUUUGUAUGCUUGUGAAGUUGAUGAAAAACUACAAAUUUCGAGAACUUUAUCUCCCAGAAAUGCCUGGUCUUCAUCUAAAGCUGUAUCAAUUUGACCGUCUUUUGGAGGAUCAUCUUCCAGAAUUAUAUGUGCAUCUACAAAAGGAAGGGGUGAGGUCUUCUAUGUAUGCUACACAGUGGUUUUUAACUUUAUUCGGUUACAAAUUUCCUCUCGAAAUGGUUCUUCGAGUAUACGAUAUCGUGAUAGCAGAGGGUAUGGAGUCUAUACUACGGUUUGCAUUAAAUUUGAUGGAAAAGAAUUGUGAAGAGCUGUUGAAGUUGAAUUUUGACCAACUUGUGAAAUUCUUAAAAGAGGAAAUCUUCCAUUACUAUUUGUCCGAGAACGAGGAGGAUGAAAUUACUGCUGACACCUAUCGUUUGGAUGACUUUGUCAGUGAUUCAAUGACAAUUAAGAUCCUACCGCUAGAACUACACAGAUAUGAGGCAGAAUUUGAUGAAAUCAGCAGGCUUGAAGAAAGACGAAAAAUCGAAUUGGAUGAGCUAAGAAUGCAGAAUAGUGAGUUAUUACGAGAGAUAAGAAAAAUCGAAGCAGCAUAUGCCACAUUAAAUAAGGAACAUGUCAAUAUUGCAAAUAAGAUGGUGCAGGGAAAAAUUGAAAUAGCAAACUUAGAAGAUGAAAACGAACAGUUGCAAAGAGAAAUUAAGGAAACUACGAAAAGGCUGACCAACUUAGACAAGCAAACAGAUACACACGUCGAUUUCCGGGGUGAAAUAUCUACGAGUCUCGACCAAGAAGUUCAGCGAACAUUGCAGAAGAACUCUGAGGUCAUGUCUGAGAAUGCAGAUUUAGAAGAGCAGUUAUCAUCUUUAGAGAGUAAGCUUGAGGAUCUGAAAUUACAGGUGAAGAAUCAUUCACGCUGGUCGCUGCGUCCAAAAAAGGUUUUCUGGUGA
Messenger RNA from Brettanomyces bruxellensis, 2004 nucleotides. RefSeq lists its product as uncharacterized. The transcript has a single exon. The record is from RefSeq and is a predicted model, not a curated record. Bases 1 to 2004 code for a protein of 667 amino acids. Lineage: Eukaryota; Fungi; Ascomycota; Pichiomycetes; Pichiales; Pichiaceae.